GCCUCUCGUUUCAUCUCCUCUGCUCCAUUACCGAUCAAAGAUGGAGGGAGAGGCGACAGAGCCAAGAGGCCAGGGGCUAGAGCUUGCUCAUUCUUCUGAAGGAGAGGAUCCAAUUGAAGAGUUUGUAAACGUUCCUUCAUCUUUUCCGGAAUUUGCCCACAUCUUCCUCUUUUUGAAAAGGUUCUCGGCCUUCCUCUCCCUCCCCGAGGUCUCUCUCCCUCAGCUAGAGAGAUUUUUUCAAUAUGGUAGUCUCGAAGAUUCUGAUGACUCCAUUACUGAAUUGCACUAUCAGUUGUAUAAUAAUAUCGGUAGGAAACCGAUCGAUAAAGAAAACUGGAUCUUUUUUGCUUCUAAACUUGCUUAUACCAAUAGCUACAUUGAAGGGACUUUCGACUAUGAAGACUUUGAUGUUACUCAGAAGAUGCAGCUGCUUAAGUUUCUCUGCGACGCUCAAUUCACUCGCAAUAAUUCCUUCAAGAACCAAAUGAACAAACUAUUAGAAGAGGGCAACUCCUGGAGUAGAGAAGGACCCGUUGGAUUGGAUAGAAAGGGACUGAGAUACUGGCUUUUACAAGAUUCCCUUUACAACAUUAGACUAUACUCAGAAGACAAGUACUUGGAGUAUCCUUUUGAUCAUCCGAAAUGGAAUUUGAUUUGCAAAUCUGAAGCGGAAUUGAAGUCUUACAUCGAGGAGCUGGAGUCAUCUCAUGUACCUGUGCCUGCACCCUCUGAUAAAGAGAAGACAUUAGAGACUGAGGGAGAGAAAGAGGAUGAGAAAGAGAGCGACGAUCCAUCCAGCAGUCCACCUGAUAAGUCCCAGAAGGUUGGUGGUAGCGGUAAGAGGAGGAGGAGGAGGAGUAGGAGGAGGAGCUCAAGGCAAGACGCAAAGAAAGUGAAGAAGGAAGAAGUGAAAGGCGGUUGUGUCGUAUGCAAAAAAGACACGUUCUAUUCCAAGAUGUUGUUGUGCGAUAAAUGUGAUUCUGAGUGUCACACUUACUGUCAGUAUCCUAUAGUCUGGAACAUACCUGAUGGGGAAUGGUUCUGUCCUAACUGUAGAGAACUUCAAUUGAUUGAGGACCUCAAAAAGUUUCACUUUGAGCUAAUAGAGGGUAUGUAUCUGUGCGAGAAGAGGAUGGAGGAAGAGCAGAAAAAAAUAAAAAGGCUACAAAGAGGUGGUGUUUUAGUACAGAAUAUCAUAUCAAAAGAAUGUGUCGCUGAAGAUAUUGAUGCUCCACGUAGAUCAGGUCGAUCCAAAAAACAAAUAAACUAUGCCCAAUUGAAUGAGCUUGAUAUACACACUCUGGCACCUAGUCGCUCCUCGUUGCGUUCAAUGCACAGUAGAGCCUCGAGAUACCUCAAUCACGUUACACCUUCAUCCUAUUAUACUACCAGGAGGACGAGGUUGCUGCUAGAGAAGAAGCUGGACUCGGUUAGGAGCUCGACAAACGCUUCUUCUAAUUCUCCUCCGCUUGUCAAUGAGGGAGAGAAAGAAGAGGAGGAGCCUUCUUGUCAAUUGGAGGUAUCGACUGUCAUGGAGCAACAGUCUAUACAGCAGAAAGGGAUUGGAUCGCCUGUCUCUCCUAUGCUCUGCAGUUUCCCUUUGGAAGUACUUGGUUACUCUUCUCCAUCGUGUAAAGACAUCACUACUAAUACUACUACUACUACUGAGGGUCAUGUUAAUACUGUCAUUGAGGUAUCUCUUUCAUCUGCUAGUGCUCCCAUAGACUCCACUCCCUCUCUUUCUACUCCAAUGAAUCAGUCAUCAUCACACAUUGUGUCUACCAUCGCUGACACUACUAAUCCUUGUGCUCCUACACGCGCAGACUCACCAUCAGCUGUAGGCCAUUCACAUCCAUCCAGACAGUCCACUAAUACUUUAAGUACUCCAGCAGCUCAUUCCAGUCUAACACAGUCUCAUUCUCCUCCAGUCCAAGCAGUCACUCAUCCUCCUAGCUCAAUCCCAACACACACUUCAUCAAUCCAUGCUCCUAUUCUACCAGUGGCUUUGCAUUCAGCCACUACUCUAUCAAGCACUAAUUCUAUUGGGCCAAGUAUCCCUCACUCUUCUCUACAUGAUACACCUAAUACAUACAAGCACUGCAUUCCUCCUAAUACAUUAGCCUACCAGGAACAAGCCAAUCCAAUGAGCUACUCUUCUACAACUAAUUCAUUGAUAUGUUCUACUCUUAGCUUCAGUCCUUCCAUCAGAACAGAGGGAUCCUGUAUUACUGGAACUUUCACUUCCAGCCUCCAGUCUCCCAGCCUCCAGUCUGCCCUAGCUAAGGAUUCUUCUCCCAUUGUAGCACCUACUACCAGUCAGUCUCCUAAGGAUGCCUCUGCUGUACAGGAAGCUCUACAAGAUGAAGAUGAUAUUAGAUAAUUGAAUAAAGUCUGGAGUGUUCUUAUCCUCUGACGCAUAGAUCUCCACCAAAGGAAGCAAUUCUACUAUUAUUUAUUAUCAUUACUAUGAUGAAGAUGUUGAUUUAUUAUUAUUAUUAUCAUUAUGAUUAAUAUAGAUUAUUAUUUUUGUUAAUAUUAUUAUUAUUAUUAUUUAUGUUGUGUUUUUAAGUUUUCUUGGAAGGAGUUUGAUUGUCAAUAUAGAUAA
Messenger RNA from Amphimedon queenslandica, 2605 nucleotides. RefSeq lists its product as uncharacterized. The transcript is spliced from 10 exons. Gene Ontology annotation, molecular function: histone binding. The coding region runs from base 41 to 2380 and encodes 779 amino acids. The record is from RefSeq and is a predicted model, not a curated record. Gene Ontology annotation, cellular component: RSF complex. Gene Ontology annotation, biological process: negative regulation of DNA-templated transcription. NCBI's taxonomy places the organism in Eukaryota, Metazoa, Porifera, Demospongiae, Haplosclerida, Niphatidae.